AUGAGUGAAUUAAGUGAUGCUGAAAAGCGUAGACUUUUGCGUGAAAGAAGGCAACAGAAGUUUAACAAUGGUGGAGCUACUUCAAGGUUGAAUAAAAUUACAGGUCAAGUUCCCGAUAGUCAAUUAGACAAUACAUCACCUUUAGACUCCCGUCCAGCCCCUAGAGCUGCAGCUUCAGUCUCUGGGACCCCUACUCCACCGGUUUCGAAAGGAUCGGCUGUCGGGAAUGAAGCGAGUACACUUGAAAUGGAUGAGUUGAUUGCCAGUAUAUCCAAACCUGCCUCUCCUGCAGUCCUUCCGAAGAAGACCAAGUCUCCAGCGGCCCCUGAGAAGUCAUCAAGUGGAAGCGAAGCCAAUGACCCACAAUUUGAUCUUUUCAAGAAUUUAAUGAAUGCGCAACAACCACAGGAUGGAUCUACGCCAGAUUUGUUAUCCCUAUUUGGCUCUAUGAAUGGUGAAGGUGCCAAUGAUCUUCCAAACCCGUUUGCGUCAGAACCUGUUGAUCAAAAAAUGUUAGAUUACCACAACUAUGCCGUUAACUUGCUCAAGUCAUGGUCUAUUCUGCUCAAGUGGCUUGUUCUUUUCCCCUACAUCUAUUUGAUAACAAGAUCUUCUGCAGAGAUCAGCCUCCCACUGCCUCGCUGGAUGAUCGAGCCUUCAAAUUUCUUCUCUGUCUUCAUAGCUUUUGAAAUCAUCGCCACUUCUGUUUAUUACCAGAGGCUACAAUCUAUCGAAAAGAACAACAAAGUCAAUACUUUGCAAAACAGCAGCAAGAUUGCUAGGCUUGUAUCCUUCAUCCCAGCGCAAGGAUUGCCUAUUCCGAAUCUGAGAGGUAAAAUUCUCAUGGCAUUACAAUACUGGGAUGUGUUGUCCAUGCUAAUCACUGACAUUUGCUUUGUUUUAAUCGCUAUGGGCCUUUGUAGUUACCUAUAG
Molecule: messenger RNA, 933 nt
Organism: Torulaspora delbrueckii
Lineage: Eukaryota; Fungi; Ascomycota; Saccharomycetes; Saccharomycetales; Saccharomycetaceae
Gene: GET2
Product: GET complex subunit GET2
Exons: 1
Coding region: 1-933 (310 amino acids)
Biological process (GO): retrograde vesicle-mediated transport, Golgi to endoplasmic reticulum; protein insertion into ER membrane
Cellular component (GO): GET complex
Source: RefSeq, a predicted model, not a curated record